Molecule: messenger RNA, 1948 nt
Organism: Musa acuminata subsp. malaccensis (wild Malaysian banana)
Lineage: Eukaryota; Viridiplantae; Streptophyta; Magnoliopsida; Zingiberales; Musaceae
Source: RefSeq, a predicted model, not a curated record
UCUCUGACAGUAUCCCAUCCCCACUCCGUAACCGCACUCGAUAAGCCUCCCUCCGCGCUUACUCCGACGCCCACGGCCCUCCCGCUCCAUCCCUCCGCCUCCCUUCCUAGGGUUUCCCGAGCUCCCCACUCGUGGUCCCCAAUGCGGCGCCAUCGCCCCCUCCCCGGCCCGAUCCUGACCACGUAGGGCCUCCGGGAGCCCCGCGCUGGGGGGUGGAUCUCCGGUCCUGGCUUCCUCGCUUCUGUUCUCCGUUUGAUGAGCCGCGGUUCGGACUUCACCGCGGAUUUUGGGGUUUCCGGAGACUUCUUCCUCCUCCUCUUGCUCUUCUUGCUGUUUGUCCUCUUGGUUUUCUUCCUGUUCCUCGUCUCCCUUGUGCUCUUUGGGUUCCUCGUCCUUCUCGCUCUCUCUCGCCUACUCCUUGAAUGAGUCCUCGCGUUUGGAGCUUCUGAAGCUGGAAAAGAUUUGGAUAUUGCAGCCGUUUGGUAAAAAGGAGGAGGGGUCUGCUCGGGUUUGAGCUUCGGAAGCAAAGUUAGUUUGGGAUUUUUCCGGUUCUUUGAGAGGAUUUAAUGGACCUCCUCAAGGUAAGAAGGUUUCGAGGCAUUGGUAAGUUGAAAGGGAGGAAAGAUGCGAAUCAGGAGCGGGAUGAGUUGUCGUCGGGGCCGGAAGAGCAGAAAGAUGAGAGCUUGGAUGCAAUGUCGAAGCCAGCUGCUGUUGAUACUGCUGUGGAGGGCGGUGAGGAUGAGGAUGAUGACGAUUUCAUCACGAAUGAGGUGAAGAGGCGGCUGAAGGAGCUGAGGAAGAACAGUUUUAUGGUGCUUAUACCAGAAGAAGGGUUACCGGAAGAGGACGAGGAGGAGGAGAGUAGCUCGAGCGGGUGGAGGGAGUCAGAAGUGGGUGUUGGGCAUACGUGGUGCAGAUUUGACACAUUGUAUGACAAGUACUGCGAGCGGAUGCUGUUCUUUGAUAAGCUGAUCAAUCAACAUCUCAAAGAAGCUGGAUCUUGGGGUACUUCAAGGCAUUCACCAAGAUCUUUAUCAAAGAAGUUAUCUCUGGGCCUCCGCAGCCUCCCUUUCAAGAGACAAGAUGAACUUCAGGAGGACUGCGAAAAUCUGCAGCAACUGCAGGAAGAUAACCCAUGCCUGAAUCUUGAAGUUGCUUAUGUUGCACAAGUUUGUUUAAGUUGGGAGGCACUUCAUUGCCAAUACAUGCAACUGAGCCAGAAGCUUUCAUCGCAGCCUGAGAGUAGCACCUCCUAUAGCUAUGCUGCUCAAGCAUUCCAGCAAUUCCAGGUUCUGUUGCAGAGAUUUAUCGAGAACGAACCAUUUGAGCAAGGACCCAGGAUGGAGAUUUAUGCCCAUGCCCGGAUUUUACUACCUAAGUUGCUUCAGGUCCCAAAUUUUUUAGGUCUGGAUCUGAAAGAAAAUGUGGAGGUUGAUUCAGACAAACCAAUUCUUGCCAUUGACCUUAUUAAGAUAAUAGAGGAUUCAAUCUUAACAUUCCGCCUUUUCCUGAAGAUGGACAAGAAAAAGUCAGGUGGCUUCUUUCGAGCUCAUAGCCCUCGAAGCUCCCUUCAGCAAGUGCAAGCUUCGCUUGAAAAGAAGGAGAUCAAAGUGAAGGAACUGUUCAAAAAGACGAAAGGAUGGAAGAAGAAAACCUGGCCAGCAACCAUAGGGGAAGUGGAAUUGCUCUUCACACUCAUCGACAUCAAAGUCAUAUCAAGAGUUCUGAGGAUGGAACGGCUCACCAAGGAGCAGCUGUUAUGGUGCGAAGAAAAGAUGAGCAAGCUCGACCUCUCGGACAACAAGCUCCACAGAGUUGGUACUCCCCUCCUCUUCCCUUGUUGAUGGUGCACUACUUUUCUCCCCUCUGCCUCUAGUAUAACUAUCAGACACUUUAUCUGCCUUUCCAUGUAUGAAAUAUAUGGGUAAAAGCAUAAGUUCUUCCUGCA